CGUGAUCUCACGAGACUUUAUACCAAAACAAUCAUGGCGUGCGUUUGUUGCCUGCGUUCAUUGUCACUUUCUUUCGACAGUGAUUGUUCACGCAAGUAAUGCAAUCGGACAUCGAGAUUCUGUUUUUCUUAAUUAUGCAUACCGGUUUGACACAAAAGUUAAUCAGAUGGAUCACAGCAUAGUGAAAGAUUUCCAGAACUUGCGUGUGUUUUCCAACCGUAAUAUCAUCAGGAUGGAUGAGCUUGUUCAGGACCUUACCAAUGCACUGGAGGAAAGUUCCAAAGGUCACAAGUCUCAAACGGAAAACCUCGCACCAGGAAUAUUUGCACGCAGAAUGCACAAAAAAAGACGUGGAAAACGUCGCAGAUCAGACCCAAGCCCACUGUGGAAAUGUGGAACAAUCAGUGAAGCCUCUGAAAGCAGUAUUGAUGAAGCGUUGAAAGAUUACAUAGACACAGUAGCUUUACUGAGUGACUCAGAUGACAUUUCUCCCAGAAGAAUCCAUCGACUCACAGUCCCACUAACAGAUCCAACUCCACCUGUAGAAUCGGAUUCCGUCACUGAGAAUGUCUCCCCCAUUCGGCCUCAGAGAAGAAGAAGGAAGUUUAAGAGCAUGGCCCUUGAUUCUCCCAGUGCAGAUGACUUAAAUUUUGUGGAGCCCAUUUUUGAACGUCAUAAAACAAUGAAACACAAAACACUUCAAGAUACAAAUACAAACAUGUUCGUACAGGAUGAUGCAGUGGGAGAAAUGCCCGGAGGAAGUAAGAUUCCAGAUGGAAGUGUUCCAGGGAAGAGGAAGAGGAGCACAAAGAGUCGGAGUGAUUAUGUCAAGUCACCAGGAGGAGGAGGAGCUAGUCAGGAGGGGGACACUGAUGGCAUGGACAUCACUUCAUACUCACAAGAGAGCAGUUCUCUGAGUAGCAGUGAAAGUGAGGGACUGAUUACCAAUGAUGAAGGGAGAGAAGCUGACGAUGAGCAGAGUGACUUUUUUCUGGAGCCUGGUCCAUCAUGUGGCAUUGCUGGCAUCAUCCCCUGGUGGGAGAAUGAGCGAGUCACGGACAGCGAGGUGCUCAUGGACAAACAGUUGGGAAGCAUCCUCACGGGAUCCUUCGAACAUAUGCCAGAAUCCUCCAGACAGAGUUUCAAGACCCGUGUCAGCAGGCUGAUGGCAUCGAGUGGGCGAGAAAUACGUCUUGGAAGAAGAAAGCUGAAAGGGAAGAUGCCAAGCUACACAAUGACCAGAUUCCUGCAAGAUCGUCAAAAGUGGAACCAGAUGCAGGGUCGUUAUUUUCCACCCCGCCCGCCGGGGUCAGCCUCCACACACUCAGGAGACUUCAAGAGGCAGCGUAAAACACCCCCAUCUAGCCCCCAGGAUGAGGGGUAUGUUGGUGAGAACGCAGAGCCAAUUCCUGACAACAACAUUGGCAACUUGAUGCUUCAGAGCAUGGGUUGGAACCCUGGCUCGGGUCUUGGACCAAACAGUGAUGGCAUCCAAGAUCCCAUUCAUGCCUACCUUCACCCGGGGCGGAAAGGACUUGGCUAUGAAUCCAAUGGGCUCUCGGAUACGUGAAGUGGCAGCUCAAUCUCAUCUUCAUUCAUCUGAUCAUAGGUCUUAUGUAGACUUACGAAGCAUUAUCACUUUAACUUCAUUUAAAAAAUUGUAGAUUUAAGUUUUAAGAUAAUAACUCUUUGCUAAUAUUGUGGAGAACAUAUUUUUAGAAUGUGAGUGAAUCUUCACUUAUAUCCAUAAAUGGUAUGUGGAUUAUAUGGACAUGAUGAUGUCACCAGGAUCAGCCUUGGACGUCGCCACAUAGAAUUGGUGAGCUGCAGAACUGUAGGCUGUAUUAUCAACAUCAUUUGUUUGUUUGUUGUUUAAUGCUGCACCCAGCAAUAUUGGCAGUCUUUAAAUAAUUAAGUCAGAACCAGACAAUCCAGUGAUUUACAUCAUGAGUAUUGAUCUAUGAAAUUGAGAUACGAUGCAAGUCUGACCAUCCGACCACCUGUUGACUCUUAUGACAAUCAUGGGUUGCUGAAAACCAAUUGUAACCUUGGUCUUUAUCAACAUCAAUUGCAAGCAUAAUUUGCUCUGAAAACACUGAUACUGGAUGUCAAUAUUACAUGUACCAGUACGUCAAUUGCUUGGUGCAGCAAUGUUUCAAAUUAGCCAUGAAAGUUAAGGCAUCGUUGUCAUGACCCUUAUGUUGAAUAUUAAAGACUUAAGGGGGGUGUCUACAUUCAGAUGCUAUUGCAGCAAAUUUCAAAGACCCUUGGAUUUCCCAUAAUUUCCAACAUUGGUAGCUGUUUAUUUGAUUAUAAUAAUGUUCUUUACGCAAGUCUGAGUAAUGAUGAGAUUAUGACUUUUUAUGUGAUAUGGAUCAUCAGCAUGAUCAGUAGUGUCUGUAACCUGUGAAGGUGAAUAGGUCUUUAGCAACCCAUGCUUCAUCAUGUCAUCAUAUCCCAAUUGCGUGGAUCGAUGCUCAUGCUAUCGAUCACUGGAUUGUCCGGGCCAGACUUGAUUAUUUACAGACUGUCGUCAUAUAGCUUGAAUAUUCCUGAGUGCAGUGUUAAACAACAAACAAACAGUAGUGUCUGUUCUGCUAUUGAGAAGUUAACCAGACAAGCAGUGUCAAGAGAUACUGCAUUGCUUGGGGCAUUAUAAUGAGAGAAAUGAAUAUACAAACUGUAUUGUGCCCAGAAUUACUAUACAUUUCAUCACAACACAUCAUACAUGCCUGAUGUUACUUCACUGGGCACUCCUUCAUAAUGGUCAUCCUAUGUGUGGUGUAUCAUAAACCAGUAGUGAUAGCUCCUGUCUCUACUGUAACCUACAUGCAUAGGGCAUUAUAAGGACUAGCAUCAUACCUCAUCUUUCACUGCAGACUCCCACCAGAAACCACAGUUACACUGUUACACACAAAAUGAAUGUGAAUAAGAUUGUAACUGUUUUAAGUAUCCAAACACAGCGCAGGACAUGCAGGAGAUUAUGAUAAUGUUUUAGCAAUAAAUGGGAACCAGAUCCAAUGAUUAAAAUGAUUAAAAUUAAGCAAUACGUCCACAUGCUUGUUGCAAAAUUCAGAACCAGACAAUCCAGUGAUUGACAUCAUCUUCUGCGAAGAUUGGUGUUAUCCAAUACUUUGUUCGGGCAAUUUUGGGAUCACUUUGACAAGGGGUCUUUGUCUGCCAUCUGUCAUUCAUCCAUCCGUUUGGAUUGACCUAUAACCUCUUCUCCACAACACCAUUGAACAAAUCAGUAUUAUUCUAGUUUGCUGAAAGGAUGUUUGAAAUCAGUUGAAUGUGAAGCAUUUUUCUACCACAUGCUCACUGUACUUGUAAGACUAAGUUUUCAUUCUUGAAAUAUGCCCAAAAUAUAUUUUUGUGAUCUACCUGGCACAUGAUGUGCCAGUCAAUUCCCAAAAUAAUCAUACAAUUUGUUGCCCCAAAAACUUGAGCUUUUAUGAUAGGAUUAUCUCUUAACCAGACAUAAACAAGCUCCUAGAUAAGUCUAUAGUACAUAGGACAAACAGAUUGUGAGUGAGUGAGUGUUUAUGGUUUUAUGCCGCUUUUAGCAAUAUUCCAGCAAUAUCACGGCAGGGGACACCAGAAAUGGGCUUCACACAUUGUACCCAUGUCAGGAAUCGAACCCGGGUCUUCCGCGUGACGAGCGAACACUUUAACCGAACACUUUAACCACUAGGCUCCCCAACCACCCCCAGACAGAUUGACCAUGAAAGGGCAAGGUUGUCAGAAAAAUGAAUGGAAAUAAUCAUGAAUAUUUGCAAAACUCUUUAGUGCUAUAAACUAUAUGAGGACAUCUCUGUGCAUUGUGCUUUUGAAUGAUUGAUGACUGCAAUGUAUUUUUUUCCAUCUCAUUACAUAAGUGCUUUAAACUCUCUCCUUCCAAGAAAUGCAUUUAAUAAUUCCCUGUAUAUGAUAAGGUUCAUAUGUAAUGGUUAAGAGAGCAUGGGUGCCCCAUCAUCCAAUUCGCUACAAUUUGCUGUGCAGAGUUGUAUCCUAUGAUUGUGGGUUCGAAUCCCGAUUUGCACCAUACCUGUGCUCAUAGACGUCCGAGACCUGCAUCACUUCAGGCAUUUCCCCCACAUUAAGCUGACACACAGUGAUAUGACUGGAAUACUGUAUGCAUAAAAGCAUACUAACUCACUUUAAUGGUUAAAUUACACAACCUUCACACCUCCCUAGUUCAAUAUUUGUUUCUUAUUAUUUUAUGAGAUAUAUAUAUCUAGGCAUUUUGAUUCUGUUAUACGACACCAAACCUUGUUAUCAGUCUUUACACAUCAUCACACACAAGAGCUUCUGUUCCUAUGCUACACCAGUUGAAUAAAAUGAAAAUGUAAGUUGUAACAUUGCUGUAUUGACAUCUCAAUGAAUGUGUACAUGUAUUAAUAGAGAAGUACCCAUGCUACCCUUCAAACAAGUAGACAUUUCAUAUUUUCUGUCAGUUUGCCCACAAUUCUAUGUUCUGUUUGGAAUGACUAGUUAUCCUUGUGUUAGGGAAGCGGAUGAAGAAAACCAUAGCUUCUCUCUGUCCAUUGUCUGUAGAUGCUGCUGUCAUUAAAUCUCGUUAUGGAGCCUUUGCCAAGGCAUUGUUAGAACACAGGCACCAGUUGCUGCACACUUCCAUGUUCUUGUUGACAAUCAGUUUAUCUGCUUAUUAUACCUCCUGGUUAAAGGGUAUCUGUUCAUUUAUCUUGAACAAUAUCGGACAGUACAAAAUUGCUCUUUCCUCUGCCUUGUUUGUCAUCAACGUUGUAUUAUGCAUAUCAGUUACUGAACGCCAUCAGCAGCGUUCAUCUAGAUAUUGUGGGACCAGCCCAUUUCCUUGCUCCCCAUCCUGUGUAGAAACCUGUAUUCAUGGACACUUGUCAUCGGGUUUGACCCUACCAUAAAUAUCAAUGCAUGCUUCUGGUUUUGUCAGUUCUUUUUACAUGUCGUAUGUGAGAUGAGUUUUAAAAACAUUAUUGGACUGUGUGUGUAAUAUUGUAUUAUCAUGUCUUUAGAGUCAAGGUAGUACUUAAUAUACUGUGUCUAGAUCUAUCAUUCUUUGCGACCAUUGUAAUGUUAUGUCCUGAGAUGUCUUGUGAUUAUACUCCUGUUAUUACUUACUUGUUUUACUCCCAUGAUUUUUAAGCAUCUAAAGUCCCAUACAUGUCACUCUUGGUCAUCAUGCCAAUUUCACAGAAGUUUCCCCACAAGGAAGGCAGCUAUUUUAUAUACUGUUUAAUCGGAAAAUACAAUUUUAACAUAUUUUUCUCCUUUGCAUUAAUACACACAUCACUGUUGAAUGAAAGUGCUCGACCUCUUCAGUAGGAUCUGAGUAUACAUUGGCACAGGGAGUACCAUAUAAUAUCACAAUGUAAUUCACCAAAGAGACGUAUAUGCUUUUCUGAAAGUAGAAAAGAAUAUGUUGAUCAUUAGCAAUGAUCAUAUAACAUACAACAUGGAUACAUCAGAUAACAUCAAGAAUUUCUCUCAGAACAUUCAUUUAAGUCAAAAAUAGUUUUUAAUUUGCUCAUUAUCCAGUGGGAUACUUUGUUUAAGUUACAUAACUUAAUUUGGAUGUAUUGUAUUUGUUGUAUGACAAUGCUCCGCAUGCAGCCUCCGUAUUUUCUCAUCCCUACAGGGACUAUGCUUAUUGGUGCUGAGAGUAACCAACAGUGUCGUAGAGUCCAUUGUGCCGAAGGUGUUGGCUGGCCUUGGAUAGGAUAAUGUGCUGACCUUGCAGAAAUGAUAUUGCAAUGAAACCUUAGAUAGUUGUAGGAUAGUGAUUCCUUGAUAAUUAAAGAUUGGUGCAAUUUACCUGGUUUUAUGAUUUUAUUAGUAUCUUACUCAAUUUCAUGUGUUCAGUAGUGAUCAUGUCAUACCCCUACAUCAAUAAAACAGCUUCUGCAUC
Molecule: messenger RNA, 5908 nt
Organism: Haliotis rufescens (red abalone)
Lineage: Eukaryota; Metazoa; Mollusca; Gastropoda; Lepetellida; Haliotidae
Product: G patch domain-containing protein 2-like
Exons: 7
Coding region: 167-1570 (467 amino acids)
Molecular function (GO): nucleic acid binding
Source: RefSeq, a predicted model, not a curated record